UAUCAAGAUGGUCUCAAACACUGAUAUUGCCAUCAUGUUCAGUAUUGGCUGCGUCGGCUUUGGCGGGCUUGCCUAUGUCCAUUGGAAGGGCAUGAUUGAUAAUGUGAUUAAAUACAGAAAAUAUAGUAAGAGAAUGGAACAUCUGAGGGAUCCUAACAACAUGAUCACCCCUGAUAGCAUUGAAAAAGAGUUUGAAGAGAUGACAGAUAAGGAGAAGAAGAUCGGCAAGGAGCUCCUCGUGACUGGAUAUGCAAUUAGUCUAAAAACUUGGAUCUUGAUGUCUCAGAAGAAAGCCAAAGUUUCCCCAGAACUUACCAAGUAUCUUGAAGGACUUCCUAGAGAGUUAGCUGUAGUGGAUAGAGUAUAUCCUAACACAAGAUUUGAGUACAAUGCUUGGGGCAAUAAGUUUGCUAUCCAGCAUAAAGGAGAUAAUGCUAUAUUCAUUGAACCUUAUCAAAAGACACAUCUACUUGGCUUUGAAGAAUUCUACCAUAAGAAAGGAAUGUCACUUUCAGAAUUCUUCUCGAGUUUAGGAAAUGUAAGAACGGAGACAGCUGGAAGGGACCUUUCUUCAUGAAUCUUAUUUGAAGGAGACUAUAUCACUGCAUUCGGAAUUGUAAAGUAUCAAAUGUCUGAUGAUUCCUUAUCCAUGACUAAGCCAAUAGCAAUUGUGAAAGGAGGACUUGAGGCUCUAUAUAACCUCUUUAAACAGAAAAGAAAUGAAAAAGCUGGAUAUUCAUACAUGCUUCUCUGGGGUGGAGUUUUCUUCACGAUAGCAUCUAUCGGAUGAUUCAUUGGAGCAAGACAUUUUUAUAAUAAAGUUAAAGAAAGAAGUGCUAUACAGAAAGAUCAAGUAAAAGAAUUAGAUGACCUUAACUGUGCAAACUGUAAACAAGAGAAAAGGAACAUGCUUUUCAAGCCCUGUAAUCAUCUGGUUUACUGCAAGAAAUGUUUUGAAAGCCCAGCAUUUAACCCUGAACUCAAAGAGAAAUGCCUAGCCUGUGAAAAUAUGAUCGAAUCUUCUGAAAAGGUUUAUAUCCCAUAA
Messenger RNA from Moneuplotes crassus, 1045 nucleotides. The record is from the annotation of a GenBank genome assembly. NCBI's taxonomy places the organism in Eukaryota, Ciliophora, Spirotrichea, Euplotida, Euplotidae.